UCAUUCGGCGUCGCUCAAUCCUGGCUAUCGGAGGGAGAAGGCAGGCGGGUGGCGCGCACGCGCUCGCAGCGGGAGGGAGGCCUGCGUGGCAGCCUAGGACGGACUGACGGGCUGGGGCAGACUUAGCGAGCGGGAACGCGCGCGCGCACGCGACAGGAAGAGUCUGAGAAUACUGGGCAGGCGGGGGCGGGAUUGCGAGAAGUAGCGAGCGGGUGCGCGCGUCGAAGUUGUGUCCGGGCGUCGCUGCGAGCAGAGCGCGAGGUUGCCUCCUCACAGAGAGAAGGGCCUGUGGAGCCGCCGGAAGGAAAGGCGCCUUCCUCGCCGCCGCCGCAGUAAUAGGCAAAAAAGCUUUGAAACAAGCCAAGCUAUUUGUGGCAGCUCUGCUGUCCUGAGCGGUUAAUGACUGUCUCUGUUACCUGUUCUCUAAUGAGUUUCAAGACAAAGUCUGGCAUGUUACCAUGGAAGGACAACACAAUCAUCCGCACCAUCUAGGGGACCAGAACAACCCACUUUGUAAAGUGGCAAGCCAAGAAUACCAGCAUGAUGCACAGCAGAGGCAUCUGACUUCAUACCCAUAUCGCUGCACCUUAGCAGACUUUCAGAUAGAGAAGAAAAUUGGACGAGGACAAUUCAGUGAAGUCUAUAAAGCCACAUGCCUUCUGGACAGAAAACCAGUGGCAUUAAAGAAAGUGCAGAUAUUUGAAAUGAUGGAUGCCAAGGCUAGACAAGAUUGCAUUAAAGAAAUAGACCUUUUGAAGCAAUUGAACCACCCCAACAUAAUCAAGUAUUUGGAUUCUUUUAUUGAGGACAACGAACUUAACAUUGUACUGGAACUGGCAGAUGCAGGUGAUCUCUCUCAGAUGAUUAAGUAUUUUAAAAAGCAGAAGCGGCUAAUCCCAGAAAGAACGGUUUGGAAAUACUUUGUGCAGUUGUGCAGUGCAGUUGAACACAUGCAUUCCCGCAGGGUGAUGCACAGAGACAUAAAACCAGCCAAUGUGUUUAUAACAGCCACCGGAGUGGUGAAGCUGGGAGAUCUUGGACUGGGCCGCUUCUUUAGCUCUAAAACUACUGCCGCACAUUCCUUAGUGGGAACACCCUACUAUAUGUCGCCAGAAAGAAUACAUGAAAAUGGCUAUAAUUUUAAAUCAGACAUCUGGUCCUUGGGCUGCUUACUGUAUGAGAUGGCCGCCCUUCAGAGUCCCUUCUAUGGUGAUAAAAUGAACCUGUUUUCCCUCUGCCAAAAGAUAGAGCAGUGUGAUUACCCACCUCUUCCAACCGAACAUUAUUCUGACAAGUUGCGGGAGCUGGUCAGCAUGUGCAUAUACCCAGAUCCUGAUCAGAGACCUGACAUUGGUUACGUGCACCAGCUAGCGAAACAGAUGCACGUGUGGACCUCCAGCACUUGAAGAGUCAGCCGGUGUUGCUCCAAGAAAAGCCAUCCCAGCUUAGUCUUACUUGAACCUUCUGUCUCAGACGAAACCAAGAGGUGCCUCGCCAUCUUAAGCGGGAAGAGUUGAGCCUUCCUAGGAAGACGCUUCAUGAUUUCUGCAGGCCAUUUGCAGGGGCGCUCACAGAGUGGAUCCACUCUGAGUGAAGGCUGUGAGAUGUUGCUGCAAGUGUGUUACUUUUUAAAAAGCCAAUAACAUGUUACAGACAUAGAUCACUUAGAAGAUCCUUUCUUAAAACUGUUGUGUGUAAUCUAGGUUAGGCUAUUAUAGCAAGGGUUUCUCAUUUGUGUAUUUGACACGCCCCUUGUAUCUUAACUAAUGUGAAAUAUUGAAAUAAUUCCUUUGGUGAAAUCACUUUAUACUAAUGUAAGGAUUACAGUAGAUUUUGUGUAAUUUGUAUAACUGCUACUUUUGCCUCUUCUGCAAAUGGUUUAGAAAGUUCUUUCUAGUUCAUAAUUUUUUUAAAAACAUCCAGCCUGGAAUUUUUGUACUUCUCUCCUUUGCAAAAAUAGGGCAUGGGGAGGGAACACUUUUGAUUUUUUUUAAUUGAAACUUUGGGAUGUUUUGCAAUGCAUUUUAUUUGUCACUAUGGCUGCAGUCAGUGAGGCCUCCAUGACAGGCCUCAAACCAAAGCUUUUUUUGUCAAUUUCUGUGCCAGUGCUUGGCCCAGAUCUUGUGAGACACUCUCAGUAGCCAUUCUUACAUGACCAGUGUUACUGUAAGCAGAAGUUUGGGAUUGCGGAAGAUGCCCUUAUAAAAUCAGUGGUACUUCAGCCACCCGCAACUACCUUGAAGACAGUGUUUUAAACAUAAUGUAAAUGGUAUUUUACAUUGACCAUGAAAUAAGGGAGGUUAAGAGAGAGAUUCUUUCAUUUUAACUCAAAUGAUUACCCACACUACUUUACUGUGAAGACUCAUUGAUGAAUGUGAAUAUUUUAAACAAGCUGAUUUGAAGGAAAUAUUAAAACUUUUCAUUUACGUUUACUUUCAGUCAGCCAAAUUACUUCAUUGACUUGGUGAUUCAGUUUCUGUUGACCCUAGAAACGCUUUGCUUAGGGAAGCCAGCUUUCUCCUACAUCUGCCUUUUUUUGGAGGAAUGGUGCUCAAUCAGCUUCAGUAUUUCUGACGGAUGCUAUUUAGAGAGGGAUGGCCACCUUUCUUAUGUUGAAAUGUGGCCUCUAGGUUCUUUUCAAAGUAGAUUCUCAUUUUGCUGGAAAUAAAGGAUUGAACAUACCUCCUUCCUUUGGUGGGUUCUAUAUAGUUCAAUCACUGCCUUAAGUGGAGAAUAGUGCUUGCUACUAAACAGUUCUGAAACUAUCUGCAAAGGUGUUAAUGUUUAGUUGCUGUGAAAGAUCCUGGCAGUGCAAACCCAUAAAGAAGUCCAGCCUAUUGAUCUUGGAGGAAAGGCAGAAAAUUUCAGCUUUAUUGUAAGCCAGCUGCAUGUCUUCUGCUUAUAAACUUUCUGGUGGUAGUAAUCUGUAAAUGCAAGCAAAAGGAGUCUCCUCCAUGGCACUGCAGGCUUCAUUUGAACUAUAUACAACCUGGUCUUGGGGUGCAACAUUGAACAGAGCUCUGGCUGUUGGGUGGAUCUGCUAAAUCUGGGUUCUUGCUUACUUACACCUUAAGGUCUUUUAGUGCUUAAGUAAAUGUAUUUCCAAAGAAAUGUUUUGCAACUGUGCAUUUUUAGGUAAGAUUUAAAUGACUUACAAAAUAAACAGUUUUCUUUGUAGAAAGAA
Messenger RNA from Rhineura floridana, 3184 nucleotides. It is a transcript of the gene NEK6, whose product is annotated as NIMA related kinase 6. NCBI's taxonomy places the organism in Eukaryota, Metazoa, Chordata, Lepidosauria, Squamata, Rhineuridae. Gene Ontology annotation, molecular function: protein kinase activity; ATP binding. The record is from RefSeq and is a predicted model, not a curated record. The coding region runs from base 459 to 1406 and encodes 315 amino acids. Gene Ontology annotation, biological process: protein phosphorylation. The transcript has 11 exons.